This is a messenger RNA of Osmerus eperlanus (European smelt), 1529 nucleotides long. RefSeq lists its product as uncharacterized. The record is from RefSeq and is a predicted model, not a curated record. The transcript has 10 exons. Lineage: Eukaryota; Metazoa; Chordata; Actinopteri; Osmeriformes; Osmeridae. The coding region runs from base 24 to 1529 and encodes 501 amino acids.
GCCGCGUUGAGAGGUUGUUCAACAUGGUGUGGUGUAAUUCUCAGUUUUGCUUCUUGGUACUGAGGACUUUGGCCUGUUUUGUAGCAGUUUCCUAUGGAAGUAUUAGAGAUGGGAGCACAUUUAGGUUAACAAAUGAAGAGACCGAUCCGACGGAAUUCGAAACCAAAUUUAGAAGAGACUUCCUUCGUGACGCAAAUGAGCCCAGAUCUCCGACUGGCGUCGUAACUGGAAACGGCUCUCUUGCCUUUGAUUCAGACGGUCGGGAGUCUAACCAAACAACAGGCAUGGCUUCUCGGCACCUGUUGAUGAAUGCUAAACUAAAACGCAUGGGACCUUCGGUGCAGUGCGCUGAUGAUGCUAUGACCUUGCGGGUGAAGGGAGGGAAGACUCCUCAUUUUCUGGUUGACAAUGGUGACGGGACUCUCAUUCCCGUGACUCGGAUGCCUUCUCAGUGUGGAUUCUCUGUGAGAAGGUCACGCAGAGAUGUGCUUUUUGUAGCUCCAUACCAAGGCUGCCAUGUUACUCAACGGGGUGGAGAUCAUGUACUGCAUUUAAAGCUGUGGGGGGAAUCCAUGACAAUGUCUUGUCCUCUUGCACCUCCUCGCCCUUCAGUCUCCUGCCUCAGAAACGGCAUGGUGUUGAAUAUGGGUAACAUUGCAGCAGAUGCACUCUCUGUAAAAGUCUCUAACGUAUGGGAGCCCCUGCUGUCAUCCAGACAACUUUGUGGAUUUUCUGUGGCAUCACAUUCUAGCAGAUUGAUGAUCAGGGCUCCUUACAAAGAACCCUGCGUCAAGAUGGAGGAUCAGGUGCAUGUUCUUGUCCUGCUGAUGAAUGGCCAACAGUUUGCAGUAUCCUGCCCAUCUCCACCUGCUGCUCCGGCAACAACUGAUCCCCUGACACCAGACAAUCUUCCUUACCCUCAGUUUCCAGGGCUGCUGGGCUCCCCCGGGUCCCCCCAGUAUCCAGGGCUGCCGGGCUCCCCCGGGGCUGCCAGGUUCCCCAGGCUCUUCUCAGUUUCCAGGGAUGCCAGGUUCCCCAGGCCAGGGUCCCCCCAGUAUCCAGGGCUGCCAGGUUCCCCCGGGUUCCCUGAGUUACCAGGCCAGCCAGGUUCCCCCGGGUUCCCAGGCCAGCCACCAGGUUCCCCUCAGUCCCCUCAGCUUCCGGGGUCACCUCAGUUACCAGGGCUAACAGGUUCCCCCGGGUCCCCUCAGUUACCAGGACAGCCAGGUUCCCCCGGGUCCCCUCAGUUGCCAGGCCAGCCAGGUUCUGGACCCACUCAUCCCCAGAGGCCUCCCUGUGUUAACUCCGCCCACUACAAACGCAAGCCAAAGAGGGUUAAGCAGAUGGUCCCUCCAGUGUACAACAUUAUGUUCCGGGACGAUGCUUCCCUUCAGUUGAAUGUUACACAGGCUCCAGCAGGGACCCCCAAGUCUUCCACCACUGCUGGUGUCGAGGACCAGAGGAGGAUUCCUGGGUUUGGUUCUGCCAGUAGGGGUGCCCUCCCUCCUCCACCUGCUGAGGACUCGUAG